This is a messenger RNA of Aspergillus affinis, 1188 nucleotides long. Its product is annotated as glutathione-independent formaldehyde dehydrogenase. The transcript is spliced from 10 exons. The record is from RefSeq and is a predicted model, not a curated record. Gene Ontology annotation, molecular function: zinc ion binding; oxidoreductase activity. Bases 1 to 1188 code for a protein of 395 amino acids. Lineage: Eukaryota; Fungi; Ascomycota; Eurotiomycetes; Eurotiales; Aspergillaceae.
AUGGCAUCCACUAUGAAAGCACUCAACUAUCUCGGCCCUUACAAGGUGCGCGUGGAGGAUGUCGAAAAGCCGAAGCUGGAACACCCCGAUGACGUCAUUGUCAAAGUCACCACGGCUGCCAUCUGCGGAUCCGACCUGCACAUGUAUGAAGGGCGCACGGCGGCAGAGCCCGGGAUUACAUUUGGCCAUGAAAACAUGGGUAUCAUCGAGGAACUGGGAGAGGGUGUCACACUGUUGAAAAAGGGGGACCGUGUUGUGAUGCCAUUCAACGUGGCUGAUGGUCGGUGCCAGAAUUGUGAACAGGGUUAUACUGCCUUUUGCACAGGCGUUAACCCAGGGUUUGCUGGUGGUGCUUAUGGCUAUGUUGCUAUGGGUCCGUACCGAGGAGGCCAGGCGCAAUAUAUCCGGGUUCCAUAUGCCGAUUUCAACGCGCUUCUACUGCCCCCUGGAACGGAACAUGAGGCCGACUUUGUUCUACUCGCGGAUAUCUUCCCAACAGGUUGGCAUGGAGUGGAAAUCUCUGGCUUCAAAUCUGGGGAAAGUAUCGCGGUUUUCGGUGCGGGUCCUGUAGGCCUCAUGGCCGCCUACUCUGCCUCCCUGCGCGGGGCAUCUCGCGUGUUUGUCGUUGACCGAGUUCCGGAGCGCCUGGCAGCUGCUCAGAGAAUUGGCUGCAUUCCGAUUGACUUCACCGCAGUGGACACUGUGGAGGAGAUUAUUCGUCUGAACGGGGGAAUGGUCGACCGGUCUGUGGACGCGGUGGGUUACCAAGCUAUAGACAAGAGCGGAUCAUCAGAGAAAGCCAACAUUGUGCUUGAAAACAUGAUCAGUGUCACCCGAGCUUGUGGAGGCAUGGGUAUUCCAGGACUAUAUGUGCCUAGUGACCCAGGGGCUUCUGAUGAAGCCACCGCCAAGGGCGCCAUCAGUCUCAGCUUUGGCAAGCUCUUUGAAAAGGGUUUGUCGUUGGCCACUGGUCAAUGCAAUGUCAAGGCCUAUAACCGAUACCUGCGGGAUAUGAUCGUCGCGGGCAAGGCCAAGCCAAGCUUUGUGAUUUCCCAUGAGAUCGCGCUGGACGAUGCUGAAAUUGCCUAUCACAAGUUCGACAAGAGAGAAGACGGGUACACCAAGGUCAUCAUCCAUCCUAAUGGGGGCUUUCUGUCCUCGAGUGGUCCUGUGCAGUCCAAUUUGUAA